This is a messenger RNA of Suillus paluster, 4136 nucleotides long. RefSeq lists its product as uncharacterized. Gene Ontology annotation, molecular function: protein binding; transmembrane transporter activity. The coding region runs from base 1 to 3780 and encodes 1259 amino acids. Gene Ontology annotation, biological process: transport. The record is from RefSeq and is a predicted model, not a curated record. NCBI's taxonomy places the organism in Eukaryota, Fungi, Basidiomycota, Agaricomycetes, Boletales, Suillaceae. The transcript has 18 exons.
AUGGAACAUUGGCCUGCGGAUGAACGACAGACAGCCUUACCUGUGAAAAAGCAGGGAAGGGGAAACAAAAGGCUUCAAGUCCACGAUACUCAGUAUUGGAAUAAUCCUUCCCUCGAUUAUGGAACAUUCGGCGGAGCAACCCUCGUGUCAUCCGACGGACGGCUAGCUUGGACAACCGUUCUCGAUACAUCAAAUACUCGAAGAGUGACACCAGUUGGGGCAGGGCGUUGCAUUUUCCCUGCCACUCGACCUGUGAAUCCGACGCAAAGUCGCCUUGCACAGUGGAAACGAAUCGAAGAAGGACUCAAUUUUGUUAGAACAUGUUUCCCUGACGCUGAUUUCCCGACGGAGCUCAUCAAAGGGGAAUUCCAGGCUGAUGAAAGACAAAAUAAAGAUUUGCAACUUCAUGAUCCUUUGAGAGGCAAUCUCAUUGGAAUCGUGCCGUCUUCCAGCACUCCUCAGAUAUCACUUGUUCUCUUUCCGGUGGGAGAAACCAGCAGUGAAUUGAAUAUUUCAUUCAUCACCGCUACUAAUUCUGACUCUUCGACUUUUCACGCGUCUGGUCGUGCUGCAUCCAAGUUCGAGACACCCAUUCUCCAGAUCUCAACCCCGAAUGCAUUAAAUUCAAAUCUGAAACGUGGUGCAAAUCCUGUUUUGGUCAGAACGCUUUCCGCAACAUCUCUAUUGAGUAUUGGAACGCUGGAUGAAGAAACUGACGUAAAGACAACGAGGGAGGUGGACAUACUCUCUGAUGAUGCAGGAGGCAAAAGCAUUGUGGAUGUCGCAUUUUCACCUCAUCACUCGGAUAUCAUUGUCGUGAACACCUCUGGAACAGUUUACAACUGCAGUAUAUAUCAAGGAGCAAAAGCCGUGCGGCGCAUAGGACUUAACCGAGUUCAUUUUGAGGACACAAACGAGGACAAAUUCUGGAGGCUCCGUACAUCUGACCAAGGUUGCUUCCUAGCAUCAAGUAGCUGUAUUCAACAUCUCGAUUUCAGGACAAGCCAGCCUGCUGUUGACCUAUUUUCCCCUGAUCGGUUGUGCUCUGUUGUGACGUCUUUUGACUGGUUAGAGCGAGAACAUCUCCUCACGAUUUCGACGACCUCAGAGCUCAUAUGGCUGGAUGAUCGGUACCCGAAGAAGGCGCUUCUGAGCUUUAAGCACCACCGAGCGUAUGAUAGAUCUCUCAACAUCAGAGUUGUACAGCUAGAUGGCGGCCCCCUGGCUUUCCUGAGUUCGCUCAAAAAUGGACUCGUCACAAUUUAUGACGUGUCUCGAGGAAAUGAUAAUCUAAUCCAGUGUCAUUCCGUUCCAACAUCUUUACCCCAUUACGGAGAUGUGGGUGCGCCUGACUCGGAAGGUACAUUUUUUGUCCGGCCCGAUAGGUCCACCUUUUCCCUCUUGCGGCUCUCUGGGCAAGGUAGCAUCCACUGCCAGGACUUUACCGUAUGCCGCAAUGACAUGGACGUACUCCCAAGACAGACUAGUCACGAAUGGUCCGCCGAUGUGCAGAAAGUAGCUCAAAGAGCAAAGGAGCUUCAGCCGCAGUACGGGCCUCUUGGCGCGAGGCAUUUCUCUGAGUUAAACCUACGGACUGCGUAUCAGAAAAUUUUCUUCACGGGGGAUGCGACCGAACAAGCUGCCUCUGGGGGCGAACUUGUCGCGAUGAUAGACAGGCUAUCUCAGUUUUGGCAAAGAGCAGAGAAUACUGACAAUGCAUUGUUGACAUUGUAUGAUAUCUGCCUUCGUGCUGACGAAGAGCCAGACGAGGCUUCCCGGGCGGACUUUUUCGUUGGCAGGCUCAUCAACUCGAAUCGUGGGUACAGAGCCCUCGUGCGCAACGAGCUACCGGUUCAGGAAAUUGCGAGCGGUGCAGCAUGGUGUUGCGAUUUCAAGUCAUUUCUCCGCCGUAUGGGUCUUGGUUGCGUGGGUGACUGGCAAGAAAUGCAUGGUGCUCUGGAAGCUUUCAACUUGUCUUACUCGGACGAUGCCCCUGAGCUAUUCGUGCAGCAAGAGAAAGAGUCACGAGAGCGGCUUAUCCUCGAUUUGACCCUUUCCAGUACGGUGUUCUCAGCUCAGCCGGUUUCUAUGCCUGCUGCUCCAAUCCAAGUCGACGAUGUGGAGACUAUGUCACUUGCUGCAAAAGCUCUGACACUUAACGAUGAACUUCCUGAGAUUCAAUUUGGCUACCUGCGUCCAUAUCGCAAGCUUGAUAUCAACCACUACCCCGAUGUUUUCAAAGAAAAGGACGCUCUCGCAGAGCCUACGCAGGAUGCAGAUUUUUCCACUCCGCUGGGUGUACGACUUUUGUUGAGGGAGUGGGAGGUUGGAACGGACGUUGAGUCCUAUAUAUAUCACGAUCCAUACAACACCCAAGGCGACGAUCCUGUUGCCCCCUCCCGACAACGACCUCCCACCGCACCGGCUGCUACGCAAACGACGACUACAACAUCACAGCGUCCUCCCCCGAUUGUUAUUCAUGUUGCCCAGAGCCACUGGGGGAGGUCCGGCACUCAGUCUCAAGAUUUCACUCUACCAACUGCAAAUAUUCAAAACGCAAAUUAUCCUGAACCUUCACAACCCUCCCAAGAGUUGAUGACGAGCACUCAAGUGUUGCCCGGGCCGUAUGGUGGUCGGAAUCCUCCGAUGAACAAGAAGCUUGUGAAAAAGAGGUUGGAGGCACGAAACUGGGCUUUUUGUCUGGUCCAGCGAGAAGAGCUAUGGAUGGAACAAGAAGUCCACAGCGCACCAAUAAAUCCCUGGUUCAACAGGGAUGCUUUUAACGACGUUUUGAAGCGAAAUAAGCCGGUGGUCUGCGCUCUCUCGGCUAGCUACAUUUCGACCUUUGUUGGAUAUCCAUUGGAUUCCUUGAAGUCGAGACUACAGACCACCAAAACGAGGAUGCCGGUGCUCAGGCUUGCUGGUAUCGUGUAUCGGGAAGAAGGAAUAACAGGCUUCUAUAGAGGUCUUUGGAUACCGCUUGUCACGAUUUCGUUUGUCCGUGCUGCUUCGUUCACGAUAUACAGUAGUACGAAAGAAUACUGUCGUAAAAACAACUAUUUUACAGGUGAUAGAGCUUCCGAUGCUGCUCUCGCGGGCGGUCUCAGUGGUGCAUUGUCUGGGUCAUUGAUCUCAUUUACCAGUGCACCCUUCGAGCUUGUCAAGGUUCGAAGGCAAUUGGAAUACAGCAUAGCCGCAACUAAAGGCGUACAAUUCGUUAAACCCCCAAAUACCAUCGAAGCUGUCCGAGAGAUCUUCCGAACUCACGGGCUGUCUGGGCUCUGGAUAGGGUUCCGUCUCCACUUUUUGCGAGAUACAGCUGGCACUGCUUUGUACUUUUUCGAAUAUGAUGCCAUGCGACAUUUAUUGGGCCGCCAGCGCUCGGGAGAGCAAGGACCAACACCAGCGUGGCUACCGAUACCCACAUCCUUGAUUCCCUUCGUCUGCGGUUCACUGGCUGGCGUGUCUUCAUGGGCACUGAUCUAUCCCCUUGAUGUAGUAAAGACCAAAGUCCAGCAACGUGCUUUGGCUGGCACUCCUCCGAAAGGAGUAUGGGAAACCCUCCGUCGCCUUGUGCGCGGUACGACAGACCACUACAGUGUUGCAACGACGGCUCAAAAUUCACUAGGUUCGGAUCCUAAAGAUCCUAAGCCAGUGCUUGCUGGCAUAGCACGCAUAUAUCGUGGUCUCGGCGUCAGUGCAGUGCGGAGCAUCACAACGCACGGGCUCCUCUGGACAUUUUUCGAUAUCACGUCGCAUUAUAUCGAUCACCUACCCUGACUCGCAACGCACUGUUAAGAGGAUCCCACCUCGCAUCUGACUAGAGAUAAGGCAUGUACUAUAGCAUCUGGUGUAGGGUUGCCUAGUCUAUUCAUUAUAAUUGAUAUCAUUCGAGAUGCUUGCCAGUCAAUAUAUGCCUAAACGUAGUCGUCGCAUCACAGGCUCUUUGUGCGAUAUACACCUCAAGGUCAUGCUAAUCAGACAACCGGUAGGCCAAGCUUACCUACAGUACUUAUUAAUCCGUUCCAAAAUAGUUUCCAGUUCAUUUUCCCCCAGGAAUCUUCAGUCUGUUCAUGAUGUCAGGUCUCUAUCAUCUGUUGUACAACUACUUUUUUCUCCCCUUGUAUCCAUUUCCA